Messenger RNA from Dentiscutata heterogama, 462 nucleotides. Lineage: Eukaryota; Fungi; Glomeromycota; Glomeromycetes; Diversisporales; Gigasporaceae. The record is from the annotation of a GenBank genome assembly.
AUGCUUACUACAACUGGUUUGCAACGACAUGAAAGUUUGAAACAUUAUAAUUAUAAGGAAAUUCCUGAACAUAUUUUGUCAGUUCCAGAAUAUGAAUUGCGUCAUAUCAAAAAUGCUAUAGUAAAAGAGUAUUCUGUUUGUGGGGGUUGGUAUCAAUGUUUUUUUGAUGGAGAAGAAGCAAUCGAUCAACUAACAAAAAUAUUUAGAGAUAAUCAAUGGGCAGAAAGAAAUUACAGAAAUGGACAAUUAUUGUGGAUUAAAUUAUAUGAAAAUGAGUUAAAUAAAAUCAAAGAAAUGAACAAAGCUGCAUCAAAAUCAAAAUUUAAAUCAAAAAAAAUUUUUCAUUUAGAAAAGGGAUUAUUAAUCGAAUGGCGAAUAAAAGGAUUUAGUGACAAGGCAAAACAUCAUUGUGAAAGUGGUGAAGUAAAAUUUAGAUUUGUAGUUGAUCAAGGUCAGUUUUAG